AAUAAUAAUAAAAAUAAUAAUAAUAAUAAUAAUAACUAUUGUGUUUAGAUUUUUUAACAAAAAAUAGAAAUUUUUUAUUUUUUAUAUACUAUAAAUUGUUAAUUUUUUAAUAUAAUUAUUUUAAAAUAAUUUUGAUUGUUGUACUUUUUAGAUUAUUAGUAUCCCAAUAAAUUAAAUAAUAAUAAUAUUUAUAAAACAAAAUAAAAUAAAAUCUAUAUUUUUUUUAAAAACAUUUUUUAAUAUUUUUAAAAUAUAUAUUAAAAAAAAUGAUACAAAAAUUAAUAAUUCUAUUAUUAAUUUUUAUAUCUAUAGUUUAUUGCCAACCCAAAAACACUAGAAUAUUUCCGGUAACGAUAAGAGAUAUUUCACCACUAACCAAUCCAGAUUAUGAAAUAAAAAACAACAAUACAGUUGUUAAAGGAAUUGUAAAACCAAAAUUAAAUCCCAUUGACCGAUCACCUGUUUAUUGUUGUGGUGAUAACCAUGCACCAAGUAACACUGCAACCAAUUUCGUAGUUCAUAACCAAUCAACAUUCCAUAGCUGGUUCCACGAUGUACCAGGUGUAAAUACCCCAGUCUAUAUUAACUUGGUAUUCACCCAAAACGAAACCGACCCAAGAGUAUAUUACUAUGAAGAUAAAUAUUUUUUCCCAAUUGAUGGUAAAGGUUUCCAAGAUCCAUCAUAUAGAGGAAGAAAACCAAACGAACCAAUUUAUAAAGACAACAAUGGCUUUGGUCACAACUACCACUUCUCUUUAGAAAUGCAUGCUUCUUUUACAUAUAUUGGUGGUGAAGUAUUUAAUUUCAAAGGUGAUGAUGACGUUUGGGUCUUCAUUGAUAAUAAAUUGGUUAUUGAUUUAGGUGCACCACAUACUGCAGAAUCUGGUACAGUAAAUUUAGAUGACUUGGGUUUAAAAAUUGGAAACCGUUAUAAUUUUGAUUUCUUUUAUUGUGAAAGACACACCUAUGACUCCUAUAUUCAAAUUACUACAAGUUUAGCAUUAGAGUGCAAAUAUACUGAUUAUUGCGGCGUUUGUGAAGGUACAGGAAAGUGCUGUAACCCAGAUAGUUGCUAUGGUAAUCUUUCACCAUGUGGUACCUGGGAGUGUCCACCACCAAAAGGCUUAGCACCAGGAAAAGACUGGAGAUAUAAUUGCAUAAUGAAUGAACCAAAUUGUACUCUUCAAGAUACCAUGUGCAGUAGCUAUGCAUGCAGUCCAGAUACAAAGAAAUGUGAGGUUAUUCAAAAUAAGGAUCCAUGUCCCUUCACAAACUUCUGUGAUAAACAAGCUUGUUCAGAAGAAAUGGGUGGAUGUUAUGAAGUUGAAACCAAGUGCUUUUCUGCAGAUCACUCUGAUCCAACAUGUUGGGCUACACCAUGUACCAACAAUACCUGUCAAGUUAUAAACUUAUGUAAUGAUAUGAAUCCAUGCACCAUAGAUACAUGUAUACCAGGCUUUGGUUGUUCACAUAUUAAAAAUACAUGUGAUGACCACGACCAUUGCACAAUAGAUACAUGUGGAGUUGAUGGCUGUGUUAAUGAAAAGAUACCAAACUGCCAACCUUGCGCAGAACCAAACCCAUGUAUCCCAGAUCCAACCAAUCUUUGCGUAAGAAGAGAAUGUAAUCCAUAUAAUAGUUCUUUGUGUAAUGAUGUUGCGCUAACGGACUGUGAUGAUGGAAAUCUAUGUACCACAGAUAGCUGCGAUCCAAAGACUGGUAAAUGCUCUAAUGUACCUGUUGAAUGUGAAGCAAAAGAUGCAUGUAAUAAACCCCAAUGUAACAUGGCAACUGGUCAAUGUAUAAUAACUGAUGUUUGUAACGAUGGUUCGAUUUGUACCGAAGAUAGCUGUUCACCAGAUGGUAAAUGUAUAAAUACAAAGAUUACAUGUGACGAUAAAAACAAAUGUACCAAUGAUUAUUGUAAGAUAGGAGAGGGAUGCAUGCACAGUAAUAUAACUUGUUUACCAUCAUCAGUUUGCGUUGUAGCUUCAUGUGACCCCAAGUUAGGAUGUGUUGAAGCACCAGUGAUUUGUUCGUCACCAUCUUUCUGUAUGGUCGGUCAAUGUGACAUUAAUUAUGGCGGCUGUAACAUCUAUCCAAGAGUAUGUGUUCCAAGUAAUCCACAUUGCCAAUAUGGUAUUUGUGAUAAUGCUACCCAAUCGUGUAAAUUCAAAGACUUUGACCCACUUCCUUUUAGAUGCCAAUCUGCUGGUGUUAAAGCUGCGGUUGGUAUAGGUGCUGCUGCUACAGCUGGUAUUGUUAUUGGUGGUGCUGCUGCAUUAGGUUUAGCUAUAUUUGGAGCUAAAAAAGGUUAUGACUCUUGGAAAGGUAUGAAAAACAAUCAAAUGGCUGUAUCAAGUGAAAAUCCAUUAUAUGAACCAUCUCCACACCAAGGUACUAAUCCACUUUAUACCAAUCCAUCAUAAAACUUUCUUUAAAUUUUAUAUAAUAUAUAUUAUGUUUUUUUUUAUUUAGUCGAUUAAAUUUUUAAAAAAAAAAUAAAAUAAAAUAAAAAUUUUACAAUUUUAUU
Molecule: messenger RNA, 2533 nt
Organism: Dictyostelium purpureum
Lineage: Eukaryota; Evosea; Eumycetozoa; Dictyosteliales; Dictyosteliaceae
Exons: 4
Coding region: 267-2429 (720 amino acids)
Cellular component (GO): extracellular region
Source: RefSeq, a predicted model, not a curated record